AUGCGGUUCAGCGGUCUCUUCUCUGCCCUCGCGGUCGUCUCGGCGGUGUCUGCGCAGUCCUACAACGCGCAGUCCAUCACGAAUGCGAUGUCGUUGACUGCGCAGAACCACUACGGCGCGCCGACCCCUCCCUGGGUCACCGGCCACACUCCGGGCUGGUACUACGGCCAGCACGGCCCGCCCGAUGGAGUGAUCCUCUUCCUGGAAGGAAUCCUGUGCGAGCUGCUCGACCUCUUCCCGUUCUGCCUGCACUGCCCGAGCCCGCCCAAGGCGCCGCCGCACGGAUCGCCGCCGCCGCCGCCCGAGUUCAAGCAGUCGUUCUACAACCUGACGUGCGCGGCGCAGGACGCGAGCUACAUGACCUACGGCCUGGUCGACACGGUGGCCGACUGCCAGACGAUGUGCGACACGGUGCCGGGAUGCAACUUCUACAACUCGUACCACGACGUGAACGGGAAGAACGGCAGCCCGCAGCUGACGUGCGCGCUCUUCUCGGCGUCGUGCCUCAACGCCACCAGCGCGGACAACUGUGGCGGCCAGACGCAGCCGGACGGCAGCAUCGACUAUAUCAUCAACUCGGACGGGUACUGCCGCAACACGCCGUCGAAGCCGUCCAACCCCUACAACCCGUACAAACCCACCCACGGCUGGUAA
Messenger RNA from Mycena citricolor, 654 nucleotides. Lineage: Eukaryota; Fungi; Basidiomycota; Agaricomycetes; Agaricales; Mycenaceae. The record is from the annotation of a GenBank genome assembly.